This is a messenger RNA of Alosa sapidissima (American shad), 2498 nucleotides long. RefSeq names its product transmembrane serine protease 13a (gene tmprss13a). The transcript is spliced from 13 exons. Gene Ontology annotation, cellular component: membrane. Gene Ontology annotation, molecular function: protein binding; serine-type endopeptidase activity. Bases 239 to 1738 code for a protein of 499 amino acids. NCBI's taxonomy places the organism in Eukaryota, Metazoa, Chordata, Actinopteri, Clupeiformes, Clupeidae. Gene Ontology annotation, biological process: proteolysis. The record is from RefSeq and is a predicted model, not a curated record.
AAGAAGAAAAAAGAAAGAGAGAGAGAGAGAAGAAAAGGUGCUUGUUCUAAAGUGUUAGGGUCAAGGAUAGACGCCGAGCGGAGCACAUCGGUGGUGUUGAAUAGAGAGGGGUCAGUUUACUGAGUCGCUCCAGGGCAGAAGAAGGAGUGAGGUGAAGGACCCUCCCACACAUCUCACCCAGCUCUCAGCUCAUCUCUACCUCUCCCCUGCCCCCUCGACACUCUCCCCCUGGACUCCGAUGGCAAAGCAUGAUCCGAACGACCUCCCCCCACCGUACUACUCUGUAUCGCUCCACACUCAGCCUCCCCUCAGGCCCUAUGAGGAGGUCGUCUAUGGCAACCGGUUCGGAGUGCCCACAUACCAACAUCCACACUACGUCCCCCAGCAUCCCCCUGUGAUUGCCACGGCUGUGACACAGCCCAGCCUCCCGCCCUCCAAGGGUAAAGAGAAGCGGUGCUGUGGCAGGAAUGCCCAGUGUUUUGGAGGCUCUGGAGGGACCGUGCUCCUGCUGGUGCUGCUCGGUGUCGCCAUCUGGCUGGGGGUGCACUACGGCACGCGACUGGCGACCGCGGCCAUCAUCGAGGGCCAAAGUGGCAGUAAGGGCAGCUCGGAGCCCCCCGAGAGCAUGACCACACCCGACACCUGCCCCAACACAACCGUCCUGUGUGACGCACAACGCGACUGCCUGCAGGGUAGUGACGAGACCAACUGUGUGCGGUUUGCGUCAGAUGGUAGUUUGCAGGUGAGGACGGCUCAGGACGGCCGCUUCCUCUCCGUGUGUUACCAGGACUGGGAUGCCAGCUUCGCUGACCAGACGUGUGCCCAGCUGGGCUUCAGGCAGUCUUACCAGCUCAAUGCACUGGGCGGACAGCAGUCCAUGGGUGUGUCUCUGACGGACAAAGACUCCUCACGUCCCCUCCAUGGCCAAGUCAACGUCAGCUCUACCUGCCCCAAUUUGCAGACUGUUUCCCUCCAGUGUGUGCAAUGUGGCCAGCAGCAGUUGACCUCCAGGAUUAUAGGGGGCAGUGUUGCCAAAGAGGGCCAGUGGCCAUGGCAGGUCAGCCUCCACUUCAAGGGCACCCAUGUGUGCGGGGGAACCCUGAUCUCUCCAGACUUUGUGGUGACGGCAGCCCACUGCUUCCCCAGUUCCAACCCAUCUUACACGGAAGCUGUGAACUGGCGUGUGUACGGAGGGGUGGUGUCCCAGACAAAACUACCUGCACCCUUCCUGGUGAAGAAGAUCAUUGCCCACGAAAGCUACAGCCAGCUAACUAAUGACUACGACAUUGCGCUGCUCAAACUGACAGCACCUGUGGAUUUCAACAAUGUUUUCCAGCCUGCCUGUCUGCCGGCCUAUGACCAGUCCUUCAGUCCCGGAGACAAAUGCUGGACGUCAGGCUUUGGAACAACUGAGGAGGGGCCAGCGAGUAGCUCCCCUGACCUCAUGGAGGUGACGGUGGACAUCAUCGAUCCGCGCGUCUGCAACAGCAGCAGGGUGUACGGCGGCAGGGUCAGCAGGAACAUGAUAUGUGCUGGAGACCUGGAGGGAGGAAGGGACUCGUGUCAGGGCGACAGUGGCGGGCCGUUGGUGUGCCCGUCCCAGGAUGGGCGCUGGUACCUGGUGGGCGUGACCAGCUGGGGGGCGGGCUGCGGCCGCAGGAACAAGCCGGGUGUCUACGGCAGCGUAUCCAGCAUGCUGCCCUGGAUCUACAGCAAGAUGCAGCAAGAGAGACCCUAAGCCACAUCACCCCCUCACCCCCUCCCUGGGUCACUCGUGGACGGCAGGGGAUACGCUUCUCUCUCUCAUCCACUGGACCACACAGUUACGUCAGGCUAAUGGGCAGAUGUUGAGACAAGUGGCCAAUCACUGAGGGACCACCAAUCAGAGACAUUAAAGCACUUUAAGAUGAGCUGCCCCUAUGGCCCUGGCCUUUCCCUCUUUCAUUUCCCCUUAUCCAGAAUUUACACUUUGACGUCACUACUUCACAUUUAAUGUCAAUCGAAUGAAGGAGGUUGAAUUCUACAGUUGGGAAGAAUAUGUAUCUCAAUUGCUAGAUAAUGAUUAUUUUUACUGUCUUGGGUUAUCAUCAGACUCUUCAACUUAUCUCUAACAUUGGAAAACUUGUAUUGGAAACUUCCUAUUGAGGAGAGGUCAGUGUGCAGGAUUGCCAGUGUUCCAAUCCAAGAUAUGCAAUGUAUGAUUGGGAGUGGUUGAUCCAGUCCUUUAUUAGUAUACAUUUUAGAUGUUGCUAAUUCAUUCUCCACACCCUCAGCUCAAAUGAUCCCUCGAAGGAUGUCCAGAAUUGCUCAGGUUGUACGGGCAAUUGUCAAAAAAAAAGUAAGUAAAAAAUGUCUGUCAAAGGCAAGGCCCCCCAAUUUCCUUGAGAAGACGGCAGUUUGGGUCAUUUUUCCUUUUGUCUGUUUACUGUUCCCUGGACCUAGAUACAUAGAUACUUUAUUGAUCCCCAGGGGAAAUUCAAGGACCUGAUGGCAUAUGG